UGAAAAAUGGCAGACAUUUCACUCGUUUCAAGAGUACGAACUAGGCGAAAAAAUAGCUAAAAAAAUGGCAAGAACAGCAAGAAGACAACUCCAAGAGCGACAUCUGCUAUUUGGAGAAUAUUUGCGGAGCUGAAUAAUCCUGAACGUGCCCUAUCGAAGAUGAACUUAAUAUCGAUGGAUCGAUGGAUCGAUGGAGGUAAGCAUGUUUUAGCCACGUUUUUAAACUAGGAAUUAUUUUAAAUGAAUAAUAAAACAAUUAUUGAGUUCGGCUUUCGUAUCAUAUGAAGAAUUAUGGAGAUCUCGGAGAGUGUUAUCGGCCUCGGCCUACGGCUUCGACCGAUAACACCCAGUCCUCGAUCUCCAUAAUUCUUCCGUAAGAUAUUCAGCCUCAUUCAUUAAUUGUUUUAAAAUAUUCGACGCCUGCAGGAUGCCUGUCUUCGUGCUUGUUAAAAAACGUUGGGUCGAUUUUCGAGAUUCCAAGAACCAAAACAUUAAAAUUCGAGACUCCGAUACGAUACGAUACGAAUCAAUUUUUAGCGAGCCCGAGAUUCCGAGACUUCAAAUGCCAAAAUUUUCCGAGACCCACGUUUUCUAGGUACCAUUCUAUACCUCUUACACUGAGUGUGGACACUUAUCCGAUAUGUGACUCCCUUACGUCUUUUAUCAGAGGCAAAUAAAGGGAUGUCUCAAUAGAAUUUUCACAAACUAUCAAUACAAACAGAACGUCAUGCACCGAGAUACUUAGCUUCAGUUCAGUAGUUUGCAUAUCAACAAUUUCCCUUGAUCAUAACUGUGUAAUCAAAAUUCUUUUUGAAAUAAUAAAGUGACUCACUCAACUGAAAAUAACAGGAAGCUAGAUCAACCAUGAAAAAAAUUAACAAUCGUUUUUUGAUGAAAAAACAAGAGGUCUGCACGUGCAUCAUAUCUUUUAUAUUUUACAUUUCUUUGCUUUACAUGGAACUUUUAUGGAGGACGUAAAGACACUCUUGAAUUUGCAUAGAGUCCUUCUAAAAGAAUUCAGCUCAAUGAAAAAUUGCCUUCGUUUGACAAAUUGUAGACUACGAGUAGUCCCCCAUUUUUCCUCCGGGAUAGUAGAGCGAGCGAAACGCGAGCGGGCGUGAAAAUCACCCCACGCGAGAAAAGGCGACACGCGGCGUGGCGUGAUUUUCACGCGCGCUCGCGUUUCGCUCGCUCUACCGUGAUCCCUGAGGAAAAAUGGGGGACUACUCGUAGUCUAGACAAAUUGAGCUGGCCUGAAUAAAUGUGAUCGAGUUUGAAAGAACGCAAAAUCAUUUUUUUGUUUUUUGGCGACGUUUUCAAUGCGGUCGUCGUCUAAUGAUUGCUAAUGAGAUUGCUAAUAUUUAUCAUUACUGACGACUGGAAAAGUCCAGAGGUUUAUUUAUAAACAAAACAAGAAAAAAAUUUAAGCUGUUUCGUUCAUUGUUUCUAUGACCCUGUUUACAUGGAGUGGGGGACCCCGGUUUAGUGGGGUUGGUUUCUUUUGUUUUCACGCUCUGGGGGACACAAAACAAAAGAAACUUACCCCACUAGACCGGGGUCCCCCACUCCAUGUAAACAGGGUCUAAGUUGUCCGGCAACGCAAGAAUGUUUUCCCUUAAUGCUUACAUUACAUUGUAAUUACUUGUUGAUGCAUAACGUCACAACCUCAAAUAAUACAAUAGGGACUAACGUGCAUCCACGCAAACAAGCUUUAGCUGAUUAGAAGCUUACCUUUCUGCCAUAAAUAAGGCUACCACUCUUUUCUCUCUUUCAACCUGGUAAGUUCGAGCUGAACAAUUAUUUUACAUACCUGAAUAAGACGUGUUAUUAAGUUAUCUAAACUUUCAACUAUUUUAAAAUUCAAUCGAUAAUGUAGAACUUAGAAACGGAUGCAUGACUUCAACUUUGAACUAUCGUAUUGUAAACUGACUUUACAAUCUUGACAAAAAUAUGUGUUGGACUCUUUUAAAUCCUUUAUUUUAAGCUCUUAGAGAGUCUUAAAAUCCGAAGAGCCUGGUUACUUAUUUUAGGAAAUUAUUUUUUCAGUUGUGCUUAAGAUGAUAUAUGAGUUGUUCCUUUAGUGGGUAUGAAAGACGGCAUAUUUAACAUCAGGCCAGGUUAUAUGACGAGUCAGAAAUGUUUAGAAUACAUGGGAUUUUUAGUGACAAACAUGAUAGAAGUAGCUGAGAUCGUUAAAGACGAAGUCACCUUUGAAUCAAUAUCUGCCGUCAUUUAUAUGUCACCUGGUUGAAAAAUCGUACAAAAUGCGUUAAUGUUAUACAUUAACUGAUUGUGAAUUCAGCUGGUUUUUCAAUUAACUUCAAAGUUUCGCAAAUGCUAUAGCGAGCAGUCAUUUACAUGUCAUGUAAUUUCUGCCUCUCUUUUUUCAUACCUGUCUCACGUAUUUACCUCCAAUCACUAGCGCUGAACAAUCAAUCAAUCUGAGCGUAUUGAAAAGAUCAUUUUUUAAGACUUCCGCUAUCUUUUGGCUUGAGUAACCCCUGUCCAAUAUUGCUGCCACAAAGGUACACAUACCGAAAUACUGAACAGUCUAUAGGCGUGAUUUAAUGAACAAUUAUAGUAUUUAGUCAUGCCUCCAGUUAGCUACUGGAGCAUGGUAUCUUUGAGCGUCGUAUAACUGGUUUAAUUAAACGUUCAACCUUAAAUUCCGGGUUGAGAAAGAACAAAAAAACAGUGCUAUUUUGUUAGAGUUGAUUACAAGAGUGAGCUAAUUAAAUGUCACUAGUUUACGAUUCCAUUGUUAGUCACCAUUCAUACGCCGAGUGAGAAAUUCAUUCACAACGACGGAUUACUUUCAGUCUGACAAGAACAAUUAAAAACUGCGCUACACGAAAGUAAUCUUGUGGCCGUGUUCGAUUCAAAUGAAAGCCCUUAGGCACCAAACAUUUCAAGUGUGGGAGAGCCACCUACAACAGAAUAGGCAGUUAAAGUUCUUGGAAAAGUCCUGCGUCUGAUUAUUUUAAGAUGACUGAUUUAAAAUGCCGUGCGUCUGUGACCACAUGGAUCAAAACAUUCACGUACAUCCAAAGCAACUUCAUUUUUUAUUUAAUUCUUUAUUAGAAAACAUAAACAUUGUUUUUUUUUUUCUGAAAUUGAGCCCAACUAUUAAUGAUAACGCCACUGCGCGCGCAACCUUAACCUACACGUUAGAUAAUUCAGUUAUCUGCUAAUAGACAACUUGAGUAAUUAAUAGGGUGCGCUGAUUUUCGAAAUUAACAUAGGUUCUUAGACAAUGAGAAGAAUGCUCAAUACUGUCUUCAUUUUUAAAGGUGGUAACACGUAGCUUUUCUUUAUAAGUGUGAUGUGACAUAGAGCAGUUUUAUGGAAUAACAAUCAGAGAGGCCUAGCGAUGGGAAACUCAGUGGAUUGCUGUUAUACCACCCGACAAUACAACCAGUGUUAUUUCCCAUGCAUUCGGACUUGUUCGUACACCAAUCGCCGAGUGUGGUACAAUUACGAUGGACUGGAGAGUGUUCAGCCCUUGAUUGACGUCAUCAAACCCGAAGGGAGAGUGAUUCACAAGUUUCCUACAACGCUGGCGGACAUUACUGAAGAUCAUGAAAUAGCUAAAGCGUUGGCGUCAGGUAUUCAGUUAAACAGAUUAAAAUAGAGAAUUCAAGGUCCGGUUUAUAUGGAAACCUGUCCCGGGUAGGAAGGUUACCUUCCCUCCUGAGUCAGCGUUAAUUUGAGCAAGCGUUUUUAUGGGUAAAAAGUUGACCACAGCCAACAACGCUUACGCAUGCACUGAAUGUAUCGCCUUGACUUGGUUGACCCGGCUGGGCGAGCCAAAGUGUGGUGAAACGUUGGCCCGGCUAGGAAGAUGACCAAGCUGAGCGAGUCUCCCAUCUCACAGGGCGAACUUUUGGUUCUCAAGUAGCCUGCGUAGCAUGGCAGUUUUGUCGGGAGCACGACUCAGUGAGCGGCGAAGCCGCAAAAAACGCGCGCUCAUGAUGUUAAAGGUUUUCUGUUUCUCAUGCAAACUAAUUGAACACAGUACCGUACCUCUCCUUCAUAAAAGGGUACCGUGACAUUUUCUUUACCUUCUUCUGUUUUCCUUAGACAUUUAAGACCCUUCGUAUUAGUCCGAUCCUGAAAAUCGAACUCACGACCUGCUGUCUGUCAGCACUUUAACACUUGAGUUAACGCUAUUGCCGUUUAAAAAAAUAUUCCGUGAUUUGUUUUUAUUUCAUGUUGACUUCAAAAAGCCAACAGACAAUUUUUUAUAUAUGCGCAGGCCUCGAUCCACCGGGACAACUAGCUGCCAUCUGUCGCUUCGCCAGUAACUAUGGAUACCGAAUUCGCGCCGUAGGAACUGGAUCCUCGUGGUCUCGCCUGACCAGUACACGCGACAUUCUGAUUGACAUGACAAAUCUGAAUCGUAUUUUAACCCGUAAGCCAGCGAACCGACGAGAAAAUCUACAGAAGGAAUACGUGGACAUCGAAGUAGAAGGGGGAAUGCAGGUUUAUCGGUUUGUUGAGAAGCUCGACAAGGCCUAUGGGCUUGGGCUCCCGAUGAUGGGAAAUUAUGCGGGGCAGACAGUUGCUGGGGUGGCUUCUACAUCCACGCAUGGAUCCGGUUAUUUUUCUGGGACUAUGGUAGGUGGUACUACUUAGAAAGGUGUCGAAAGGGGUAAUUACAUUGGACCGAUAAGGGGCUUGCGCUGGGUACAAAACCAUACCCAUACAUUAUAUUUUCAAGUUUAAUUGACUCUAUGAUUAUGUACUUAUUUAAUUGACUAGUGUAUUUAGUUCGUUAUUUUUUUAGACUAUUUUCCUACUGAUAUGUAUACCUUGUCAGAAACUGUGCUCAAAUUGCGGGUGGCCCCUCCUAAAAUGUUCUACAAUUGGUAUAGUAUUUAAUGGAGCAGAAACCAAUUGUGAAACUGCACACAUUUUAUCCAACUGAUGGACAGUCACGACUUAUAACAAUUUGCCGUCUGUCCCCUUUGAAUUGAAUACGUUACAUACGAGAAUGAUCAGUGUUAUAUUAGUUAUUGAAGCUGCACCUUGGAAUUUUCUGCAAACAUAUACUGAGAAAUCAAAAUGGUUGGGCAGCUUCUUAGAUUAUCCAGGGAGAUACCGAAAGUCAUUGAACUGUUUUGAGGAAUCCUUUAUCCUAUGCACACUGAGGAACACGCCCAUUUCGAGUCUUUGUCAAAAUUCUUUGACCAACAGUUACAGAAAUAGCUGGAAGUUGUUUGCGCCGUGAUUUAGACAAAGCUAAACGAGUCUUUUGGUCGCGCAUCGCACUCGGCUAUGUCUACCGCUACCCCCUGUGUCGUAACGCUUAUAACAAUGAGCUAGCUUAAAUGCACCAGAGAACGUAGGGGUUAUAGUUGAGGGCAAAGCGAGAAAACUAUGUCCAGCCAAAUGCCUCUAUCGAUAAAAUGAUGGUACGCUCGGCGUUAAUAAAAAUAACUACAGCUGUAACUAACUGUAAGUGAAUGUAUACUUCCACAUGUCGUAUGUAUUUUUCUCUUUUUACGCAGUCGACCUUAGUUGUUGGUUUCCAUUUAAUCAUCUCAAACGGCAUUCAAGUUAAACUGACCAGAGGGGACGAAACAUUUGACCGAUGCCAAGAAAAAAUCAAGCGUGCGCAGUACGGCGGAAACCCAGUAGAGCUCAAAAGCACCGAUGUGUUUUGCGCAGUGGCUGUUGGAUUGGGCUCCCUGGGCAUUAUCUACUCCAUCACCUACCGUUGUAUCCCUGUGUAUAAUAUUGAAGAGGAAAGAACUGUUGUCCAAAUCCCCUGGCCAGGUCAGAAGGCGUUUCAUGUUCAUCAUAAAUUUGAGGCAAUCCUGCGGAACCGCACAGAAGGGGAGUUUUUCUCAGUGUUUGUUAACCCGUAUCCUGAGCCGAAGAGGUAAUAAUUCGCGAUAUCAUUACCCUUCUAUACAGUUGACCCGCCAUUACGCGGCCACCCUCGGGGAACCUGUAAGUAGCUGCUUAAUGGAGGUUGGCCGCUCCGUAGAGGUUCGUUGUAAAUUAGCAAAACAUGAGCAUAAUCUUCGGCAGAAGCAUUACUUUAUUUUGAAACAAACGCCCGACGGGAGUAGCAUUACUCGUCCACAAUCCGUCGUCAACUUCCAUCUCAGAUUGUAUUUUCCUCCAUUUUAUUCUUGAAAUAAAGCCAAACUAUUGGAUAUAGGUGAUAAAAAUAGGGGAACUCUCGUUGGGACGGUAAUUAAAAAGGUGGCCGCGGCCGCUUUAUAGAGGUUUAAGUACCCAUUCUUUUCUUCAAAUAUUUCGGGAUUUUAUUACUGGCCACUUAAUGGAGGUUCAACUGUAGUUAAGAAGUAAAUACAAUCAAAACUUACUGAAGACACAACAAAACGCAUUUUAUGAAGGACGUGAACGUACAACGAAGAAUUUUCCUUUCUAUUUUUGAACCUGGAUUAAGUCCUUAUGAUUCAACUCCAGGAAAAAACGCCCACAUUUGAAAAAUAGAGCGGGUCCAAACAGAUGCAAUAAAAGUUGCAAACGACGCAUAUUCAUUUUUUUUAGCGAUGUUCGCCAUCGUCGUCAUUGUCGUUGGUUAAGCUACUUAUUACUGAACACACGAAAAAAGGGAAUUCAUUUGCUAUAAUUAUUUAUUUUUCUUUAGAUAUUUGUACGCAGCAUACCUAAAAGGAAAGAGGACCACCCGCAGCCCAACAUGCUGUGCCUGUUGCUCUUGGUGGUGUUGUAAGGGUGGCAGAGGAUGCGCAGAAGUUGGCUGUAUGCAGACAGACUGUACAGCGUCUUGCCUUCAGACGUGUGCUUCAUGUUGCCCAACACGAAUUCCCGAUAUCACGAACUUUGGCGUUUCUCAAUUUUCUCACAAACAUCCUUACGUACAGAAAUGGUACAAUGUUUUGCAGUUCACCAAAGGCAACAUGCAGUGAGUAUUUUACUUUUUAUCUAUUUGAGGAAAACAGCUGACAGAAAACAAAAGAAAUCGCUGGUAAAAAGAGCUUUUUGUAAUUGGUAAUUUGAAAGAUCUUAAAAAAAACUCGACGUAGUGUUUUCAUCUUGUAACCCGAAGUUUGGGGGUGCGGAGGAAUCAGCUACGCCUUUUUCUGCCAUCCUAUCUCAGGGCUUUAGGAUGUCGGUUGAAACACUUCAAAUCGUGUUUAAUGAAUUGCAUUACUUGAAAGCCUUUUAAUAUAUAUGAUCACUAAAUUUUAUGAAUUGAGGAACAAAUACCCUGAAAAUAUCAUGACCGACAAACGUAAUAAGCUUAUUGGUAGCAAAACAAAUUGAUUUUCGGAUACGAAAAGCCGCGCGCAGUGAUCACGAUGUUCGUGUCUUUCAAAUGACCAUGUAAGUGAACUGAAUUGUGGCUAACCAGAGUAAACAGAUCCUGUGUAAUCGUUACAGUAACAGACUGCUUCUGGGCUAAUUAGUAGUUUUUGUUGAGGAGUGAGUAUUGUUUUGUAUUAAGUAACUGAGGUGGUAGCAUACAACAACUGCGAAUCGAAUUGAACCGGAAGAACUGCCUGCCCAUUUCAAAGUUGCUGUAGGGAAAUGUUUCUUUUAAACUCUGUCCUAGCCAGGUGUAUUUCAAAAGGCAUUUUACUUAAGGCAAAGAGAAAGGUGUAUCUUCCCUUUAACUAUAAUUGCUAUCUCUCACAUGGUCAACAGAUGAGCAAAUUUUCUUGGAAAAUAACCAGGGAAAAAGUGUUAAAUUCCACUACAGGAAAUGUUUGGUAUUAACAGUCUUCACAUGGUCGCCCUUCCAUUGUUUUGUACACUAAAGGUGAAGUUACACGGGAUGAAUCGGAACGACGAUUUUUAGCAAAACACAGCGCAAUGUUGCAAUGUUGCAGUUGUAACCAUUUGAAACAAUAUCGCAACAAUGUUGAAUUGCAACGCUGUGUUGCGGUAAAAAUCGUCGUUGCGAAUCGUCCCGUGUAACAUCGCCAUGAUGGCUUCAAAGUAAGCGGUUCAGUUGAGAUAAUGGCCACUUUUGUCUCCCUUUACAGCAUUCGUACAGCUGAAUUUUGCCUUCCAUUAGCACAUUUAGACGAAGCUUUGGGUGAAGUCAUUGAAAUAGCCAACCAAUAUGCCAAGAGGUUCAGGCAGUAUUCUUUGUUACCAAUUUAUGUUCGGUUUGUAAAGACAGACGACCUGUACCUUAGUCCGGCGAACAGCAAAUGUGCAGUGGAUGGAAGUAACAAUGACCAUGCCUGCUAUAUAGAGGUACAAAUGUUAAAUAAACCUAAAAUGAUAAUGGUAGUGACAACGAUAACGGUAACGAUAAUGAUAAUGAUAACGGUAGCAGUAACGUUGACAGUAACGGUAACGGUAACGGUAAAAGUAAGGGCAAUGGUAUUGAUAACGAUAAUGGUAACGGUAACAGUAACAGUAAGGGCAAUUGUUUUGAUAACGAUAACGACAACGGUAACGGUAACGUUGACAGUAACGGUAACGCUAACGGUAGCAGUAAGGGCAAUGGUAUUGAUAACGAUAAUGAUAACGGUAACGGUAGCAGUAAGGGCAAUGGUAUUGAUAACGAUAAUGAUAACGGUAACGGUAACAGUAAGGGCAAUGGUAUUGAUAACGAUAAUGAUAACGGUAACGGUAGCAGUAAGGGCAAUGGUAUUGAUAACGAUAACGACGGGUAACGAUGACGAUAAGGAUAAUAAUAAUGACAAUGAUAACUAAAAGCAAGACUUUGUGAACUCUGUAUAAGAACAUAGUUUUUUUAGGGGUUUGAAAGAUCAGCUCUCUUUGUCUAACAAAUAAAUAAACACAUUAGUGGGGGAUGGUCGUGGAGGGUAUAAGUUUCAUGAAGGGACAGCGAGAUUAGUUAAGGGUGGCAGUUGUAGCCUUGCACGAGAAAGCUUUUUCCUGUAAGAAAUCACUGAGGAUUACGUGUUUUUUGUAGUUUUUUCAUUCACGGAAAGGGUCUCAAUAGUAACGUCGCGUCGUCCAAUUUAAUUCCAACCACGGUAUUGGAAAUAUUUAUCAUCAAUUAAUUCUCCUUAAUUUUCAGAUCCCCUUUCUACCAGGAGCAUUCGGUAUCGAAGAAUAUCACAAGAACAUCGAGGACAAACUGUUCACAAAGUAUAAGGCUCGACCACACUGGGGCAAAAAUCAUCACCUUACGACAGGCAGAAUUUAUGAGUUGUAUCCAGAUCUUGAAGAUUGGAAAAAGGUUUUUAGACUUUUCAACGCGACGGGUAUUUUUUGUAAUGAAUUCACACACAAUGUAGGGUUUGACACAUGCAUUGCGGACCUAUUGAAACUUAGGGCCGGAAAUGACACUGGGAUUGUUAAUGAUGGGCUUGCAGAGGACGACGUCAUUACGCUGCAGCCCACUUCUUAGAACGUUUUACACAUACAUACUCAUUGUUAAAAUUAAUUGCAGUGGAACCAUCAUUCAGGGGACACCCUCGGGACCAACUCAGAUGUCCCCUAAAUAGAGGUGUCCCCUGAAUGGACGUUGGGCUGGGGAUUGUUAAUAAUUAACCAAAGAAUAUAUAAUAUUUUUCUUAUAUAUUCUAGCUCUGACUGCAGGUAUUACUUCAAGCAGCUAUAGCUAGAUAAUGUAUAAAAAAUCAUGAUUAACUUAUUUCUGCGAUGUUGUUUGGUUAAUUCCCGCAAGUGUAGUGCAGCGAU
Porites lobata is the source of this 9624-nucleotide messenger RNA. The record is from the annotation of a GenBank genome assembly. NCBI's taxonomy places the organism in Eukaryota, Metazoa, Cnidaria, Anthozoa, Scleractinia, Poritidae.